AUGGCAGCCUCCAAAGGUAAAGAGGUCGCCCACAUCACACCUCUGAAAAUCCAAGCUCCAAUCAUAAUUCCUCCAUCAUAUACAAUACAAACACCAUCCGAAUCCUUCGCCGACCCUUCUUACGGCGUUGUGACCUGGCACACUCUCUUCUCUCAACCUCCUUCGCCAGACUCAGAGCUGUGUGCCGGCAUCGCAAAUUGUCCACCGGGGAAUGGCCAUCUCUGCGCCCACCGCCAUGUCCAGGCCGAAAUCUACUACAUCAUCGAAGGAGAAGGUGAGGUUACAAUCGACGGCGUCAAGCACCACGUGAUGAAAGGAAGCUCGAUCUUCAUUCCCUCGAAUGCUGAGCAUGCAACCGUCAAUACGGGAACCGGGCAGUUACGGUGGUUCUAUGUGUUUCCCACUUCUGCGUUUGAGAAUGUGGUUUAUAGGUUCAGCAAGGACGAAAGGCCUGAGGCGAAGCUUUAA
Messenger RNA from Penicillium maclennaniae, 468 nucleotides. RefSeq names its product RmlC-like cupin domain-containing protein. Lineage: Eukaryota; Fungi; Ascomycota; Eurotiomycetes; Eurotiales; Aspergillaceae. The record is from RefSeq and is a predicted model, not a curated record. Bases 1 to 468 code for a protein of 155 amino acids. The transcript has a single exon.